This is a messenger RNA of Limanda limanda (common dab), 1358 nucleotides long. RefSeq names its product palmitoyl-protein thioesterase 1 (ceroid-lipofuscinosis, neuronal 1, infantile) (gene ppt1). The record is from RefSeq and is a predicted model, not a curated record. NCBI's taxonomy places the organism in Eukaryota, Metazoa, Chordata, Actinopteri, Pleuronectiformes, Pleuronectidae. Gene Ontology annotation, cellular component: lysosome. Gene Ontology annotation, molecular function: palmitoyl-(protein) hydrolase activity. The transcript has 10 exons. Gene Ontology annotation, biological process: protein depalmitoylation; receptor-mediated endocytosis. The coding region runs from base 82 to 993 and encodes 303 amino acids.
GUGACAGGCAGUCGGACAAACAAGGAAGUGAUUGUAGACGGAACUUAGUCCGUCUCUUGACUUCCUGUCUCAGGGACCAGAAUGGCGGCUGCUCUCCUGUGUUUCCUCCUGGCCGGUCCUGUGCUGCUGGUCGCUGCCGGACCAGUUCAUCACUCCAACAAUGGGACCGUACCACUGGUGAUCUGGCAUGGGAUGGGUGACAGCUGCUGUAACCCUCUGAGCAUGGGAUCCAUAAAGAAGAUGGUCGAGGAGGAGAUCGCCGGCAUUUACGUGAUCUCACUGAUGAUCGGGAAAAACGUCAUCGAGGACACAGAAAAUGGUUUCUUCAUGGAUGUGAACAAGCAGGUGUCCAUGGUGUGCAGUCAGCUUGCUCAGAACCCCGAGCUGAAGGGAGGAUACAAUGCUAUGGGCUUCUCCCAGGGGGGGCAAUUUCUGAGAGCCGUGGCUCAGCGCUGCCCGUCUCCACCAAUGAAAAACCUGAUCUCCGUCGGUGGUCAGCAUCAAGGCGUGUACGGGCUGCCCAGGUGUCCCGGAGAGAGCUCUCAUAUCUGUGACUGGAUCCGCAAAGCACUGAACAGCGGAGCUUACUCCGACCUGGUUCAGAAGCACCUGGUGCAGGCGCAGUACUGGCACGACCCGCUGAAUGACGACCUGUACAAGAAGCACAGCCUGUUCCUGGCCGACAUCAAUCAGGAGAGGGUUGUAAACGAGACGUACAAGAAGAACCUUCAGCUGCUGGACAAGUUGGUCAUGGUGAAGUUCCUGCAGGACAGUGUGGUGGAUCCUGUUGAUACUGAGUGGUUUGGUUUCUUGAAGACCGGCCAGGCCAAAGAGACGGAGACUCUACAGGAGAGCGUCCUCUACACGGAGGAUCGUUUGGGGCUGGCCGCGAUGGACAAGGCCGGGAAGCUGGUUUUUCUGGCAUCCAAGGGCGACCACCUCCAGUUCACCAGAGAAUGGUUCACCGAAAACCUGCUGCCUUUCCUGCACUGAAAACAUCCAACUUUAAAUUCUCAUGGACUCCAGUUGAAGUCAAAUAUAAUAUCAGACUUUAAUAUACUGCAAGUUAAGAGUUAAGAAGCUCUGCAGCCAGACCAGGGAUGGUUUCUUCAUUUUGCACUGAUCACUCGUAGCAUGGUGUCAUUUUCUGUUCAACUUUUAGCAGCUAAUGUGUGUUCGAUGCUGUAACUCUAACACCAGACUCUGAAUCCUUAUUUCCACUGUGAGCUCAAAUUGUCAGAAAUAGAAAACUCUUGAGUUUGUUUAAUGUUAUUAAAAUCUUGUUUUAACAGCCUAUUAAUAUCCAUAAUAUCACAUGAUGCAUCUGUACAUCCAAUAAAGAACGAGACCAAAACACA